Fraxinus pennsylvanica is the source of this 2835-nucleotide messenger RNA. The record is from the annotation of a GenBank genome assembly. Lineage: Eukaryota; Viridiplantae; Streptophyta; Magnoliopsida; Lamiales; Oleaceae.
AUGGAGCUCUGUUCAUCUUUUAAACCACACUCCUCGGUAGACAUCUCCUUCUCCUCUUCGUUCUCAUCCUUCCCCUUCCAAACCCACGUCAAAACCCCCAAUAUUGCAACAAACUUUCGAAUUUUUGCAGUAGCUGUAGACCCAAAAGAGCUCCCAAGAAACAGCCCUCAAAGACUUUUGAGAGAGCUAGCAGAGCGCAAGAAAGUAGUCUCCCCCAAGAAAAAACCGCCCCCGAAGAGAUUCAUUCUCAAGCCCCCACUUGAUGAUGCGAAACUGGCUGAAAGAUUCCUCAAAAGCCCGCAAUUAACCCUAAAAUCCUUCCCUUUGUUGAGUUCUUGCUUGCCUUCUUCCCGGUUAAACAAUGCAGAUAAAACGUGGAUGGACGAGUACUUGCUUGAAACCAAGCAGGCUUUAGGUUACCCUUUAGAGCCUUCUGAGAAUUAUGGAGAUGAUAAUCCGGCUAAGCAGUUCGACAUAUUGUUGUAUCUGGCAUUUCAGCAUCCCCACUGCGAGAGGACUAAUGCUCGCCAUGUGAGGUCGGGGCAUUCCAGGUUGUGGUUCUUGGGGCAGUAUGUGCUCGAGAUGGCAUUGUGUGAGUUUUUCUUGCAGAGGUAUCCUAGGGAGUCACCGGGGCCAAUGAGGGAGAGAGUGUAUGCUUUGAUAGGGAAAAGGUUUCUGCCCAAGUGGAUAAAAGCUGCUAGCUUGCAGAAUUUGAUUUUCCCAUACGAUGAUAUGGAUAAGUUGAUUAGAAAGGAUCGAGAACCGCCAGUGAAAUCUGUAUUUUGGGCCUUGUUUGGGGCAAUAUAUUUGUGUUUUGGCAUGCCAGAAGUAUACCGUGUUCUUUUUGAAGUGUUUGGAAUGGACCCUGAGGCUGAAGACUGCCAACCUAAACUGAGGAGACAGCUUGAAGAUGUAGACUAUGUUUCUGUGGAUUUUGAAAGUAGAAAGCUGAACUGGCAGGAUGUUGCUUCUUAUAGGCCUCCAGAAGAUGCUCUUUUUGCGCACCCAAGGCUUUUCAGGGCAUGUGUUCCACCUGGUCUGCAUCGGUUUCGUGGGAAUAUAUGGGAUUAUGAUUGUAGACAACAAGUCAUGAAAACACUUGGAUAUCCCUUGGCAAUGGCGGAUAGGAUACCUGAGAUCACUGAAGCUAGGAACAUAGAACUUGGACUUGGCUUACAGCUCUGUUUCUUGCACCCAUCCAUGUACAAAUUUGAGCAUCCACGGUUUUGCUUCGAGCGACUGGAAUUCGUUGGUCAAAAGAUCCAGGAUCUUGUAUUAGCAGAGAGGUUGCUAAUGAAGCAUCUAGAUGCUCCGGGAAGAUGGUUGCAGGAAAAGCACCGCCGACUUCUGAUGAACAAGUUCUGUGGCAGGUACUUGAGGGAGAAAUAUCUCCAUCGCUUCAUUAUUUACAGCGAGGAGGUACAGGAUUCCUAUGAACAUAAUAGAAGGCUGCGAAAUCCAGCUACAACCUCUGUUCAACAAGCCAUUCAUGGGCUUGCGUAUGCUGUAUACGGGAAGCCAGAUGUAAGACGCCUCAUGUUCGAGGUUUUUGACUUCGAGCAGAUCCAGCCUAAGGCGCCUCCUAACCUGCGCUCCCCUUCUGCAUCUGUGCGUAUUAAUAAGAUCAACGGCACCGUAACGUCGGAGAUCUACGGCUCUGGAAUGUCGAAAGCCCGAGUCUACCCUGAUGUGAAUGUAUUGCGUCCCAGAGAAUAUUGGGAUUACGAAAAUCUCACUGUCCAGUGGGGAGACCAAGAUGAUUACGAGGUAGUCCGAAAAGUUGGAAGGGGAAAAUACAGUGAGGUUUUUGAAGGUAUAAAUGUCAACAGCAAUGAGAAGUGCAUAAUCAAGAUUCUGAAACCUGUCAAGAAGAAAAAGAUAAAAAGAGAAAUCAAAAUACUGCAGAACCUUUGUGGGGGUCCCAAUAUUGUCAAGCUCCUUGAUAUCGUUAGAGAUCAGCACUCGAAAACUCCCAGCUUGCUAUUUGAAUAUGUGAACAGUACAGAUUUCAAAAUUCUGUAUCCUACAUUGACGGACUAUGACAUACGCUACUACAUAUAUGAGCUUCUCAAGGCAUUAGAUUACUGUCACUCACAAGGAAUAAUGCACAGAGAUGUCAAGCCUCAUAAUGUUAUGAUAGACCACGAGUUACGAAAGCUUCGCUUGAUAGACUGGGGUCUUGCAGAAUUUUAUCACCCUGGCAAGGAGUAUAAUGUUCGUGUAGCUUCAAGAUAUUUCAAGGGUCCAGAACUUCUUGUUGACCUCCAAGACUAUGACUAUUCAUUAGAUUUGUGGAGCCUUGGUUGCAUGUUUGCUGGAAUGAUUUUUCGCAAGGAACCUUUCUUUUAUGGACAUGACAACCAGGACCAACUUGUGAAGAUUGCCAAGGUGCUUGGGACAGAUGAGUUGAAUGCAUAUUUGCAUAAAUAUCAGUUAGAACUUGAUCCUCAACUUGAAGCUCUAGUCGGGAGACACAGCAGGAAACCCUGGACAAAAUUUGUCAAUGCAGAUAAUCAGCAUCUAGUAUCUCCAGAGGCGAUAGAUUUUCUCGACAAGCUCCUUCGGUACGAUCAUCAGGAUAGACUCACGGCAAAAGAAGCCAUGGCCCACCCAUAUUUCUCGCAACUGGCUGUUAAGAUCGGUUCGUCCUGCUCUUCUGUUGACAUGUUCAUUUGGUCGAAUGGCUCAUGGCUUCGGACACCUUCAGUUCAGCCUCAACCUGGCCGCGGCGCUGUCAGCUCCACCGAUGCGCUGACUGAGACAGGUGGCGGCGCAACCAAUCCCCAGGCUCAACUCUCCGCCACUGAUGCUGUGAACCGCCAAGGGGUCCCUUAG